Pochonia chlamydosporia 170 is the source of this 4869-nucleotide messenger RNA. Its product is annotated as transferase family protein. Bases 1 to 4869 code for a protein of 1622 amino acids. The record is from RefSeq and is a predicted model, not a curated record. NCBI's taxonomy places the organism in Eukaryota, Fungi, Ascomycota, Sordariomycetes, Hypocreales, Clavicipitaceae. The transcript is spliced from 6 exons.
AUGGAGUUGAAACCUGCCGGUGGCUCCUCUGUUGGGUCUCCUAUUCUGGAUGGGGAAGAAUUGUCGGCCAAGACUGCGCAACCAACUAGGGAAGUCCAAGAUAUCUCUCGUCUUAUACUGGAUAUCAUCUUUGAGUAUGCCCUCAACAAGUUCGAUGACUCCAAAGAUCGACUGGAGAAUGGUGCAACUACCUUUCUGUCCGCCAUUCGGCCGUAUGUCGAGACGGGCAAGCGAGUUGAGGCAUGCCUGCCGGCGUUUCCCUUCAAGUCAGCAAAUAAGGUGUACAAGGUACUCGGUAACCUCCCCGAUAAAGCUGAGGAGCUCGCGCUCGGCCGUUUGAACACCAUGUGCGCCCGCAUUCGUGAUGUUUACCCUCCAGGUGCUCAUGUCACCAUCAUUUCUGAUGGCAUCACAUACAAUGACUUGCUGUGUAUAUCAGAUCAAGAUACAUGGGCCUACGGGGAGGCCCUACGUAAGAUGGCAAUCAAGAAGAAGUUCGAUUCCAUUGGCUUUUCUCGGAUGAAAGAUCUACUUGACUUCCCUCUUCCAGCAAAGAUAAAUGAGAUCACCUACGUCGCAAAUUGUACUACCUUUCGGCGAUUACUCCUCAACAAGUACGGCAGGGCCGAUCUAGACAUCGAUCAUGAGAUUGCCACGAAUCCCGAUACGAAGCUCACCUAUCUCGGGUACAAGAGGUUCUUGGAGUCAGACUUGAAAUACAUCUUCCCCCGUGGAGAAGAUCGAACAGCCAAUGGGUAUAGAAGAGAUUGUAAAUAUCUGGCUAAGCAAAUGUUGAUCAGAGGAUACGCUUUUGCGGGCGCAGUAAAAAACGCCUACCCAAAUCAUUUGCGACUUUCCAUUCACGAGUCAGUGGGCGGCAACAAAGUGUCAGUAUGCUUGCUCAACACCAAGACUGGGUUCACAACUCCAUGGCACUGUACCGUCGCACAGCUAGCAGAUGGAGAAUGGGUCAGCGCCCCUAUGGGUGAGUUCAUCAAAGACAAUCGGCUGGAGCUCAUAUAUGAGGAUGGUCAGCCAAGCUACUUCAAGGAAAAGCCUCGGGGCGUUGAUGCCCUCGGUAUCAGCGAGUCAGCCGCAAGUUACCUCCAGGAAGCCAGACCUCUAAACGCCAGCGGGUAUCUCAGCGGAGCAUCGACUCCUAUGAAAGGGUCAGCAAACAGCCCUUCUGCUUUUACACCUCCAGGGACCGACAAAGGCAGUGGUGCUACUACACCUAAAACAGAAUCUCCCGUUAUUCUUCCUUCAAGCGGUGUGGAGGUUGUGGUGGAAGAUGAAUAUAGCAAGACGUUGUUAUUGGAGGGCAAGACCGACACCUCUCUCAUUCCAUACGGCAAAAGACUUAUUCCUCAAAUCAUGGACAACCUGGCAGCUGCUGAGCCAGAUCGCACUGUCUUCUCUCUGACCACGUUAUCCGGCUCUUCGCCACAGUUUCGACAAAUCUCUGCCCGCGACUUCACCAAGGCCGUAGACAAGACCGCUUGGUGGCUUCGAGGCCAAGUUGGCCAACCUGAAUCUGUCCUACCUGUGGGCUACAUUGGACCGCACGAUUUAAGGCACAUCCUGCUGACCUACGCCUGCGUGAAGGCAGGUUACGCUGCCCUGUUUCUCUCACCCAAGAACAAUACAGAAGGAGCACUUGCUGUGCUCGAAGCAACUAGAUGUAAUAUUUGGGUUACUGCCAGCGAGGUGCCCCCAGUUUCUUUGGUGAGAGAAGUGCUACAGCAACGCACUAUGCAGGUGUUACAACUUCCGUUGCUCGACGAGUUGCUUGACUCCAAGACUGUGGAGCCAUUCCCUUACACCAAGACAUUUGAAGAAGCUAUUGAUGACCCGUUCUGCUUUCUUCAUACUUCUGGAACCACAGGAGUGCCUAAGCCCAUCCCAUGGUCUCAUGGUCUUAUCGGUACCAUGGAUGCCGUGCGACUGUUGCCACCAGUUGAUGGCGACGAUGGUUUGCUGCCGUGGACUUCAGACUGGAAAGCUGGAGAUACGAUUUACUCCUCAUUCCCUAUGAGCCAUGGCGCUGGCAUCAUAAUGGAUAUUCUCAUGCCUGCCUUAUUCGACCUACAUUGCAUUUUGGGACCGGCUGGCGUCCUGCCUAAUAUCAACCUUGUGGAAACUCUGGCAGAGAAUGCCAAGAUUGACAUCUGGAGCAUGGUGCCUUCUCUCGUGGAUGAGGUUGGCGAAACCCCAGAAGUACUUGCGAAGCUGAAGCCAUCGAAGUUUAUAUGCGCCUCUGGAGGCCCGGUUAGCCCUGUUAGUGCUGCAAAGGUAAACGAGGUAAUCAGAGUCCUCAAUUUGACCGGCACAACGGAAGGUCUGUUCAUUGGCAAUCUCGUAACAUCAAGAGAGGACUGGUUCUGGUUCUGUUUCCACCCUUACUCUGGGUUCGAAUUCAAGGAAUUGGAAGAAGGCACAUAUGAACACUGGGUACAUCGCAACAGUCACUGGCCAUUGUUUCAAGGCAUCUUCCACACAUUCCCCGACAAGCAAUCAAUCAACUUCAAAGACUUGUACACGAGGCAUCCUACAAAGCCAAACCUAUGGGCUUUCAAAGGCAGAAGCGACGACCUAGUUGUCCUAUCUAAUGGGUACAAGAUUACACCUUUGGAAACAGAGGCGUUUGUAACUACCCAUCCUGCGAUCAAUGGAUGUCUUAUUUUCGGAACUGGAAAACCACAAGCUGGUCUUCUGAUUGAGUUGAAGGACCCAUUAUCCAAGCCGGAGGAGCUACUUGACAGUAUAUGGGAAACAGUGAAAUCAGCCAACUCGAUGUCCAGGCACAAGAAUCAGCUGCUAAGAGAUUUUGUCACCUUUUCAGACCCUGAGAAGCCAUUUAUUCGCACAGACAAAGGCACUGUCAAGCGUACCGCCACCUUAGCCCUGUACGCCGAUUACAUUGAGCGCUUCUAUAGCUCCCGAAAUGACGAUAACUUCAGCAAUAUCGUUGUUGAUACAAGCUCGCCCAAGUUAAUUCAGAGUUGCCUCAUUGACAUCCUCGCAUCUUCACUCCCCGAUGUCCAAACUUCACCUCCAGACACUAAUUUAUUUGACCUUGGACUGGACUCUUUGGGUGUCUUUGCGGCCAUAAAGACAAUCAGGGCCGCCACCGGACUCGGUGAGCUUAUUGCUCCUCGUCAUAUCUACGCCAAUCCCACAAUCGCAAGCCUAUCUGCUACCAUCGCUCGUCUGGCGGCCACAGCAAAUACUGCGAAUGCUUCGGCUUCAUUGGAGAAGUCAAUCGAUCAGGACGAUGUUUUCAAGAUGAAGACCCUGGUUGCACAGCAUAAAACAAGGCAAUCGUUCCCCCUCAAUGCAUUCGAUUAUGUGAAUCCUAAUCACGGCAUGGGUCUGGUUUUCUACUUUUCGUUGCGCGAGGACGCUUCUUACGAGCAAGUAUUUGACAACUUGCAGCAAGGACUGAAUCGCACAUUCGACCUCAUUCCUGCUCUCGGUGGUAAGAUGAUGAACCGCUCAGAGCAAGAAAUUGGCUAUACUCGAGGAGAUCUCUGCGUCACAAUCCCUUCUCUCGCUAUGGCAGACUCUGUUCACAACCGACUUGUCUUCAAAGAUCUCUCUGAUGUUCUCCCCUCAUUUGACGAGUUGAGAAAUGGGGGCUUUGCGCCGUCUGCUUUCAAAGACAGCUUGGUUCUACGAGAUGAUCCAUUCCCCAAGAUGCCGGCGGAUAUCUUUGUCGGUCAAGCCAAUUUUGUCCGAGGCGGCUGUAUUGUAGCCGUGGAUCUGAACCAUUGUUGCCUUGAUGGCCUUGGCGUCAUGGUGGCCGUCAAAGCUUGGGCAGAAAACUGUCGAUAUCUGCAGGGAGAUAAGUCCGCAACUUGCGACUGGUAUGACCAGGAGAGCUUUAACCACAGCUUGCCCGAAAUUAUUCACGAGCAAGAGGGCUGGAAUCGACCUCUUGAGGAGAUUGACCCUGGUACCUGGGGCUUUCUGCCAUUUUUUCCUCCAGAAACCGAUCUCCCCAAAACAUCUGCUGAAACGAAGCCGUGUUCUGAAGAUCAGCCUCUGAUUCCAACUGACCUGAGAAAGACAUGGUCUCUCAAUCCUAGACCUGAUUUCCCUCUCCAUACAGUGUGGCCUCUUCCUCGUGCUGAGCGAUGUCUCAAGACGACACUCUUCGAGAUCACUCCAGACAAAUUGGAAAGCUUGAAGCAAGAAGUUCUGGCAGACCCUGAAUCCAAAGGAGUCACAUCCUUGAGCGAUAUUGCACAAGCCUUUUUCUGGCGGGCAGCUAUCAGGGCACGAUAUCGUGUAGCCAAAGAAAUCCGCAAGCAAACCUUUCAGCCUGACGAGAUGUCCAUUCUUGAGCUACCGACUGACGGACGUCCAUACUUCUCCUCCCUGCUACCUUCGACGUACAUGGGAAGUCUUCUCAUCUUAAACCGAUCAACUAUGUCCAUUGAGACGCUCUGUUCGUCGGAAACGAGCAUAGGACGUGUUGCAUAUUUGCUCCGGCAGUCCGCUGCAAGCAUCACCCCUUCGUUGGUACAUGAUGCAUUCACAAUUCUGCAGUCUCUCCCGGAUCAUAGCAGAUUCUCGACCGCCAACAUGGGUCUCGAGCACAUGCAUGCCAUGAUCUCCAAUAUGAUGAUGUUCCCAAUGAACGAGAUCUGUUUUGGAGACAAGUUCUUCAGCAAUGCAGGUUCACCAGAGUCUAUGCGGCCUCAGAUUGAGCGUGGUAAUGGCCGCUUCCGGUUUCUCGUAAUCUUCCCAAUGAAACCAGAUGGGGGAAUAGAACUCGUGUUGGGUACGCAUCCUGAAGAAUUGGAAAUGUUCAAUUCGGAUGAGGAGUUCACAAAGUACGCGCAUCUCGUUGACACGAGUUGCUGA